Molecule: messenger RNA, 588 nt
Organism: Ostertagia ostertagi
Lineage: Eukaryota; Metazoa; Nematoda; Chromadorea; Rhabditida; Trichostrongylidae
Source: the annotation of a GenBank genome assembly
AUGGAGCAAAACUUUUCACAGCUAACAUGCCCAGGUUGCAAGAACAGAGAAGCCGGAGAACUCUCCCGGCCCAUCAACUGCGCAGCAAGGAUAAAGUGGUGGAAAUUAGGAGAGCACAAGAAUGUGUUAAGGGAGAAGCUGACGCACCUGUUGUACCCACUCAGCUCCCUGCCCCUCGAUGAGUUAUGGAGCUCCACGCAACAAACAAUCGUUGAAUGCGCGUCUGAUGUGCUCGGCUGUUCCAAAAAAGGCGGGAAGGCCAUCGAUAAACAAACAUGGUGGUUUGGUACUGAUGUUCAGAAGAUUAUAGCGGAAAAGAAAAAAGCUCUUAAGAAGUGGUUUGCAACGAAGGAUCCCGGGGAUCUACUUCUUUAUAAGGAAGCAAAACGAAAAGCAAAGGCUGCUGUCGCCACCGCAAAGGAAGCUCACUACAGGAGCCUUUACGAGGAAUUGAAUUCCGCCGAGGGAGAAAAGAUGUACCCUCGGCCGCACGACAGGCAUUGGAAAUGGAGUGCAGCAAGAAAAGUCGACUGUGGUGGAGAAUGGAGGCAAUCUACGGCCAGUCCUGGACCAAAGAAAAUGCCAUAG